This is a messenger RNA of Mytilus californianus (California mussel), 7575 nucleotides long. RefSeq lists its product as uncharacterized. The record is from RefSeq and is a predicted model, not a curated record. The coding region runs from base 339 to 5159 and encodes 1606 amino acids. Gene Ontology annotation, molecular function: ADP binding; Hsp90 protein binding. Lineage: Eukaryota; Metazoa; Mollusca; Bivalvia; Mytilida; Mytilidae. The transcript is spliced from 6 exons.
UGAUUAAGUUGUGUUUCGAAAGUAGUCACUCGGUAAAUAGGGUGUGAAUCGUUAUUUCAAUGAAAUUUCUGUCACCUAUCGUCAUAAUGAGAAGCUCAUCAUUGACAUUUACCAGCCAGUUUACUUAACAUUUUGCUAUAUACAUACUAAAGUAAAUGUGAUGUUUGUAUAAUGGAUGAAGAAAGCCUAAAAUGUUUAACAGAACGUUUAAAAAAAAGUUGCUAUAAAUAAAAAUGGAAUACCAACUAGGAUACAUAAAUGGAAGUUAGAAUAUCAGAAGAAAGAAGCAACAUCUUUUUGACAUGAAGAUAUGUAAAACCUGAUUCAUCAAUCAUAAGAUGGCAGGUUAUAUAGCACUAAAUACGCCACAAGUAGACGUAUCUCUAGAUCUUGAACCUAUCGUGGUAGAAAUAGCAACUAGAACAAAACCACAAGCGAUUAAACCUGAUUUAGAGGACAACCAAAAAAGAUGGCUAGUUGUUGGAAUAUGUCUUCAUAAUGUAGUUUCACCAGCACUUAGAAAAUAUGUCGCGUCGUCAAUGACAAGACUGUUUAACACAUUAAAACGAUCUCAUAAAAUCGAUGUGCAAAUGUACCCAAAUAUCCUACAAAAAUAUCCGGUAGCAAGAUUACUAAAUUACGAAGCGGUUAAUAAUAACAGAAGCAUUCCAUUUCGGGGAAAGAAGGAUUACCCGAACUUUGAUUAUAAAAUUCAAAAUGCAGUCGACUUGUCAAAAUUAUUCCUUAAUACGCAAAUGGCGCAAUAUGCAGGUUUUGAUGAAACAUGCGACUCUUCAGCACUUCUGAAUAUUAUCAUGUAUUCUGAUGUAACAUCUAUUGUUGGCCACCUUGCAAACAAACUUCGUUCAAAUGUAAGGAAUCCUUGGGCUCAUUGCAAUUUUGAUGAAUGGUGCUCUGUAAAAUACUUGUCCUCUCUACAGUUGAUGCAACAGCUAAUACGAAACUUGAAAUUGUCAUCAGAAGCCACAAUACUAGCAGACUUGUCACGUUGGGAAGUAAACGGACUCCAUUUUCUACAAGGAACGACUUUAGGAUUGGAAAUAGUAGAAGAAAUAAGUCAUGAAGUCAGCAGCCUAGCAAAAUAUGUCCUAAAGAUAAAUUCGGGCACAACUUCUGCGUUUAGUGUGGUCCAUAACGCGUUAGUAAUGAUCUCAAAUGAAAUAAAAGAAGCAUGCAAACGAGUAGACCAAAGUGAUCAUACAUUAGAAAUCAUCAAAGACGACGUCGAAACAUUGAAGGUACAAGCAAAACAAACUAUAAGGAUUCAUGGUGAACUAUCCAGCUUAAUUCAAACGGAAAUUUCAGCCGUUAAAAAUGACAUCAAAGAGAUACAAAAAGAUAUUGAGGAUAUAAAAACAUAUACUUUCCAUCAUAGGCCACCAGGAAAAGUAUUCUUUUAUCCUCCAGAUAGAGUACCUGUUUUCGUGGGUAGAGUUGACCAAUUAUUUUUAUUGAAAAACAAAUUUAUAGGCAGUAAGGUUGUUCAGUACACAUACGUUUUAUGUGGUUUGGGGGGCUGUGGUAAAACGUCUUUGUCAACUGAAUUUGCGUGGGCAUUUCAUCAUUGUUAUCCAGGUGGUGUGUUUUGGAUUUCUGCCGAAUCCAUCGAAUCCUUGGAAGAUACAAUUACGACACUUGCCGUCGAUUUAAACUUGAUUGGAGGAAAUAGCAAAGAAACAUUAAAAAAAACUCUGAGUUGGUUAUCAAGAUUAACGAAAAAAUGGCUUCUGAUCAUUGAUAACGCAGACACACCAAUAAUUUCAGGUCAGAUAAAGGAAUUGCUGCUAGGUAGUUGGAAGCGAAACACCAAUGGUCACAUAAUAGUAACAACAAGAAGAGAACCGAGUGAAGCUGCAGAAUCCUUUCGUUUAAAAAUAGACAAUUGCAUUCAUCUACAAACAUUAAGUAAUGAAGAAGGGGGACAGUUUCUUAUUAAGCGAACGGAACGUUAUGUUCAACACCAAAAAGAAAAAGACAGCAUCUUAAGAUUAGCAGACGACUUAGGUGGUCUUCCCUUAGCUUUGGAACAAGCUGCAGCUCACAUCAAGGUUCUUAAAUGUUCAUUUGCAGACUAUUUAGCUCGAUUCGAGAAAAAGCGUUUGAACUUGUUGACAAAGACUGCAACAACAUCAUUUGAGACCAAUACGGAUAGGCUUACCGUGCUUACUACAUGGCUAUUAAACAUGGAUUAUAUAAGAGAACAGUCAAAAGAAGAGGGUCUCGGGAUAUCUGCUGUAAUUAUUAUGAAUGUGGCGUCUUUCCUUUUUGCCGAUGAUAUACCAAUAGAACUUUUCAACAAUGGGGAACCCAAUAUAGAGGUGUUGGAUACACAUGAAACUCUAUCAGAUCCAGUUGGUGUUAAACAAGUUGUUGAAAUUUUAACUAGAUUUUCAUUGUUCCAAAGAUGUCGGACAAACAGUUUGUCAGUUCAUAGAUUAGUUCAAGAAAUAAUAAGAAACAACAUUUGCAUUGAUAAAAGGCAGCGAGUUAUUCAAAGCGCUAUUCGAAUGGUGAACAAAGCACUUUUAAACACAUGUACACCUAUAAUUGCUAUAAAUGAAAACAAAGAAAACAAGCAUGUGGUAAGAGGAAAGCUCUAUUUGUGGAAUAAAAUAGCAGCCAAUGCAAAUGCGCUGAAAAGCUAUCUAUGCGCCAGUAAGGAAAUCGAAAUAAAUCCUGAUGUGUAUGCUGGCUUGGACACGAUACGAAUAAUGCAAACAGCAGCAAUAUUCAAUAGUCUUCAUCAAAGACAAGAUGUUGCUUUAGAUGACCAAAAUCAGAUGUUGAACAUCAUGGCGUCCUUAGAACUAGAUGAAAAUACAUACAGAGCAAUUACAGCUAUAAAAAUACCACUGCUAGAAUGGGAUCUAUUAUGUAUUCAAAACAGCAUUGCAACUGUAUUGCAAGGAGAUGAAAAUCAAAACCAAAAUACACCAGUAGUUCCCCUUUCGACUGAUAGGUUACGAUUGAUGGGAAAUAAUGCUUUCAAAAAAAGGAGGUAUGAAGACGCGUUACAAUAUUAUUCGGAAGCAUUGCGGGCUUGUCCAAAGGACAAAUAUGACAACAGAAUACUUUUAAAUAGGAGUUUGGUCUUUCUGAAACUAAAUGACUAUUCUAAAGCUCUUCAAGAUGCAAACUCGUGUAUCGAAAUAGAUCCAUAUAACUGGAAAGGUCAUAUGUGGAAGUCAUAUGCAAUCGCCGAACUUAUAAAUGCAAGAGAAUUGCUGGAAGAAAUGGAAGGUUCUGGUUUAGGAAGUGCUUGCAUUGCAGCAAAAUUAAAUGAAGAAUGCCUUCUAAGAUAUAAAAUGAAAAUACAUUACCCCAUAAUAAGUUACAAAAUGGUGGACAAUCAGUUGCCUUUAUCUAAAUACAUAAUGUGUAUAGCAGACAGACCAGGUACAACGUAUAUGUUAAAGAAAGGACAUUACAUAUUUGACGAACUAGUUGCAACAACUAAAAGUUGUCAAAUCAUAGGAGUUGAGGUUGGAGUAGAAGUUGAUAUAGGUCCUGGAAUUUGCAUUUGUAAGCUUCCAGAUUCAGCUUUUGCAAUCGAGUUUGAACAUGAACCAGAGAUCACUUUACAUUUUGAGAACAUUGCUUUCAUUGCUAAACAUGGCCAAUUAGACAUCAAGGAAAACUGUGUUGCUACAUUUUAUAGAUGUAAUUUUAAAAACAAAAUUCCCAUUGACGAAAAUCGAUAUAAGAACAUGCAAAAUACUGACUAUUUUUAUUCAAUGUUUUUAAACCGCUUCGGUAAUGUUAACAAAAGUACUCCUUCUUUUAUCGCCUCGACAUAUGGAGGUAGAGUUAUUUUGAACUCGUGUGACAUAAGCAAUUCGAGUGGUUGUGGUGUUGUCAUCUGUGGUGAAAAGUCCUUUCUUAAUAUUAAUAACUGCAAUGUACACAAUUCAUCUUUAACAGGAAUUGUUAUUGUGCAAGGGGGAUCCAUGAAAGCCAUCAACAAUAGGAUAGCUGAUAAUAAAUUGCAUGGAAUAGUCAUUGGUCCCAAGGCGGAAGCUUAUUUGCAACAUAACAGUAUCAUACAAAAUAAAGCCGAAGGUUUAUGGUGUCGUGGAGUAAGCUAUGAAAAAGGAAAGAGUUCAUAUGAAUGCGAUAAUGGCUCAAUCGUUACAGCAAUUGACAACAACAUUUCCCAAAAUGGAUUAUCAGGCAUUUUCCUUGAUGGUGGGUGCUUCAGUUUAAAAGAUAACACGGUUGCCAACAAUUGGACUUGGGGUAUGUAUUUUCAAAACAAUUCAUCUGCAACGGUUGAAAACAAUGAAAUAUCUAACAAUAGGUGUGGGGGGAUAAGGAUAGGAGUAAACUAUUCUGCUUCAAUAAUUAUUGAUGGUAAUACUAUACAAGACCAUAGUGGACCGGAUAUUUUAGCGAUCAAAAUAGAUCAAAACUACAAAGACUAUAAAAACCAUAUUUUGUCUAAAACUCAUACUAUUAAUUUUUCAAUGAAUAAAAUGGAAGCUUCAGAUAUGGGAGAAGUGAAUGAAUAUUCAACACCUCCAAUCAUUACGGACAGAAACUACAGAAGGAACAAUAAUAAAUCAGUCCAAACUCCAAGAGAUACAGUGAAACCAUUAACUUGUUGUUAUUGUAGGAAACUGUCAAAAAUUCUGAAAGCUUGCACGAAAUGUAGAAUCGCAAAAUACUGUUCAAAAGAAUGUCAGAAGGGACAUUGGAUACAACAUAAACAUAUGUGUCCGCUUUUCAGUAAAUCAUAUACAAUUGAACUUCCGAUGAAGGAAGCUAAAAGCAAUAAAUUUGAAAUAACCGAAAGUGGUAUUGUAUUUUGCGAACGCAUGUUUCAUGCUUCUCUGAAAGGAAUAGGCGAAGGACCAGUACUUGAUUUUCAGUCCACAAAGCGUUUCAUUGUGAAAAUUCAGUCUGAUAUACUUUAUGGACCAUACAAUCCACAAAACUCUUUGACUCUAUAUGAUCAAAGCGUUGCUCUUGAUGUCAGCAUAAGAAACCCAGAACUUUACCAUUUGUGCAGUGAGUGCGGAAGGCUCGGUGGCAAUAAGUUUACAUCUAAAAAAAUAUUUUGUUGGGCUUCGUUAAAAAACAAUGGAGAAAUACUCUGCAUCCAUAUCGAUGACUUCCCUCCUUUUCAAAAAUGGUUUUGACAACUUGUAUACCAACUCUUAUACAAAAAUAAGGAUAUAAUGAAUAAUUGCCAACAAGACAACUAGCCACCUGAAACAAAAGAACGAGGGCGAAAGCGGAGGUGUAUAGACAAUAAACAAAACAAAAACCAAUAUUGAAGACAUUGAAGAAAACAACGACAACAACUGAAUUACAGGUACCUUAUUAAAUAUAAAAUUUCAAGGAAGCAGAAUUUGUGCAUCUGCACCUUUUUAGUCACAAAAGUAUAACAAAAAUACUGAACUUCAAGGUUAAUUCAAAAGGGAAAGUCCCUAAAAACUGAAAAAUCAAGCGUUAUCAACCAACGUUACGAGUAGAAAACAACUGACAUAUUCCUGACUUGGUACAGACAUUUUCCGAAGAAAAUGGUGGGUUAAACCUGGUUUUAUAACUAGAUAAGCCUUCCACUUGUAUGACAGUUGUUUAUAGUUCCGUUGUAUAUACAAAAUUGGGCGAGCAACCCAAACAUAUAUAAUAGGUUAAUGUGACUAUAAUUUGGAUCCAGCAUCCAAACCUGUGUAAAUAAAUAUACAACACAACUGACUAAAAAAUUCAAACAAACAUACAAAAAUAAAUAAAAAAAAGUUGUAGUUGGUAGUAUUUUGACAUGGACGUCAACAAAACAUUUUUGUAGUCAAAGUGAUUAUGAAUUAAGACGUCUUGGAAGGUUAUUUUAAAUUUUAUCAUGACUCCUUCCUUUGAAUGCGGGAUAUAUAAAAAUCAAAAUCGAAAAUAGCCUUUUCAUUAUCCUGGAAUAAGAUCUUUUGGUCUUUAUUAGAUAGUUUAAUAUGAGUCAGAAAUGUGAAAGCCUGUAUGUAUCUGUUCUACUUGCAAUUUGUUUUUUUUUAUCUCAUAUGUCGUCGAUAUCUAAUAAAAGCCAUCUGUGCCUUUACCAUCCCUUUUCGUCCGCCGUCCGGUGUAAACUCUUCUCUGAGACCACUAAACCAAAUUCAACCAAACUUAUGCGGAAUGGUACAUAUAGUAUCUAGUAUAAAGUUUUUUCUUUAUUUAUUCCAGUCUGUCAACAAACAUGGCCGUCAUGGAUAAACAUUAUAGCAUAGGGGUGAAAUGCAGUUUUGGCUUAUAUCUCAAAUUCUAAAGUGGCUAGAGCAACACUAACCAGGGUAAAAAUGAAUAGGUAAAGACCGAUAUUCCAGGAAAACAGACGAAUCGGACAACCUCAUUUAGAGUAAUUGCCCAUGAAAUAAUAAUUUUUAUAAAAUUCCUCAAUUUUUGGUUAUCAUCUUGAGACCUAUUAUAGAUAUAGAAAAAUUUUAAACACCCAACAAAUUUUCAGCGAAGUAAGAUCUACCAAUAAGUCUAAGAACCGAUUACAAAUAAGUCAACAUGACCAAAAUCUUCAACUGACCUCUAAUGGGAAAUGAUUUCAAUCUUAAUUAUAACAUUUUUUUUAAAAAAACUUUGCAGAAACUUUGAUAAAGAAACUUUAAAUUGCAAACAUGUUCAUUAAAGUAAGACUACAAAUAAGUAAAACAUGACGAAAAUCGUCAGUAAAUUCAUAUAGGAGUUAUUGAUCUUGAAAGACUAUUUUUACUAAAACAAAUGUGUUUUUGCAUAAAUAAAAUAUUCAGAAAAGGAAGACUUACAAAAAAGUCAAACAUGACCGAAAUCGUCAUUUAAACCCGUCCAUGAGUUAUUACCAUUGAAAUACAACUUUCUUAAUUUUUUUAUUUCUUUGUAGGAACAAUGACAGAUAGAAAGAAACUUCAAACAGCAAAAAUGUUCUGCAAAGUAAAUCCUAGAAAUAAAUCAACCGAAACCGUCAAUUACACCCUUAACCGAGUUGUUAUCCUUGAAAGACAAUAAUUUUUUUCGUUUUUUUAGUUCUUUGUAUGAACUAUAAUAGAUAGAAAUAAACUUUAAACAGCAAAACAGUUCAGCAAAGUAAGACCUACAAAUAAAUGAAAUGACCGAAAUGUUAGUUGUUCCAUUUUAGGAACUAAAGUCCUUGACAGUCUAUUUUUACCAUUGUGUUUUAAUUUUUUGUAGAAUCUGUGAUAGAUAGAGAGAAACUUUGAAUAACAAAAAUGUAAAAAUUAAAGACAUACAAAUAAGUCAACGGGACCAAAAUUGUCAAUUGAUCCCUUAUAGGAGUUAUUGCCCUUGAAAGAUGAUUUUUUUUCUAGUUUUUUUUGCAGUAACUAUGUUAGAUGGAGAAAAUCUUUAAAAGACAAAAUCUUCAGUAGAAUAAAACCUACAAAUAAGUAAAAUAAACAAAAAUUGUCGAAUAAACCCGUAUGUUAAAGAGUUAUUGCCAUGAUAAGAUAUUUUUUUGGAGUUUUUUGCAAAAACUAUGAUAGAUAGAGAGAAACUUUAAAGGCAUGUUUGAACACGCAUUAAUAUACACUAAACAGCAAAAUAAAUAUUGAUGCAAGA